AUGGACGUUCGCCAAGUGCCUGUCAUCGACAUUGGAGCCCUCGUGGUGUACCCCUCCGACGCUGAAGUUGACGCCACUCUGCAGGACACCAACAGUCCUGCACUGCGUGGUAUCAUCACCAGCGUCCGAGCUGCUGCAAGCGAGUGGGGGUUCUUCUACAUCGCCAACGACGGACUACCGCACGAAGAGGUGGAGAAGUUUAAAGACGCGAUGAGGUUGUUCUUCCGUCUGCUAGCGGAGACCAAGCGCGCCAUCCUACGUCAUGCCACCAACCGCGGCUACGUCCAGAGUGAGCUCACCAAGAACAAAACGGACUGA
This is a messenger RNA of Phytophthora sojae, 318 nucleotides long. RefSeq lists its product as hypothetical. The record is from RefSeq and is a predicted model, not a curated record. The transcript has a single exon. The coding region runs from base 1 to 318 and encodes 105 amino acids. Lineage: Eukaryota; Oomycota; Peronosporomycetes; Peronosporales; Peronosporaceae.